AUGUGCGAGCCACCAUCCGAUACAUCAGAUGAGCAACGUUUCGAUGAAAUGUUUAUUCAUUUGACACCCCGAGGUGCCACAAUUCCUUUUGGUUUAUGUUAUGACUCGCAAGAUAAUCUAUGGGUAAGAAUUCAAAUUUUUGUUUCUCAAAAUCUGUCGAAUUUUCAGGUUGCAACAAAAGGCGGUUUGUUCAAAUUCGACCCGAAAACUCGAAAAACUCUUUGGGAACGAAAAAAUAUUUUCCCGAAAAAGAUGGCUCCUUUCCCGCAAGUAUUCUUCCAUAAAAAACAAAAUCGUCUACACGUGCGCCGAAUUUUCCUAUAAUACCACUGAACUUCGGAUAUUUUCACUAGAAGGAGAGAUUUUAAACGAGUCUUUUAUUGAUGGAUUAUGUAAGUUUUUUAUUUGGAGAAUAAAAACAAUGAAAAAAAAACUGAAAAAUGAUGAUGUUGAAUUUUUGCAGUGGUUUCGAUGACAAUCUCUGAAGAAGGAGAGAUUUUUAUAACAAAAAAGUUGAAUCCUGGAGAAUGCAAAAAUACGAUUUUCACGUGAGUUAUUAGGAAAAUGUUUGAUUUUACGUGGCUUUUCAAAAAAGUAUUUUUAAAAUUAAAGCUCAACUCCUAAUAUGAGUUAUGACGUGGCAAAGUAAAAAAAAUGUUAGCGAAAAAUUAACCUAGCAAAAUAAUUAUCCCGAAAAUUCCCCGACACAGCCUUGCUUUCCCUAUUCAAAAUAAUUUCAGAACUUCAAUUGAUGCUCCAAUUGGUUGGGAUGAAGUAAUAAGUUCAGACAAAGGCGAAGCAUUUUUUGCAAUCUGUUCAAUGUCCGAAGAUAUUCUAGUCGCCGCAGUUUCUAGCCUCCCUGCUCAUAUGAACGCUGCUCAAAAAUUAGUUUAUAUCGAUAUUCCAAGUAGAAAAAUUCGAAAUACAGUGUCGAAAGGUGGAAGAAAUGAUGGUGAAAUAUUUUUCCCUCGUCAAAUUGUGAAAAAUGGCGAAAAUGCAUUGAUGGUCGACAAAUCUGGACGAUUUUUGGAAUUUUCAGCGUCUGGGGAAUAUUUGGGUGUUCGAGCUGAAAUUGAUGCUUUUCUUGCAAAUGGAUUUUGUAUAAAAGAUGAUGAAGCUUUGAUUUCAUUGUCUGGAAUUGUAAGAGAUUCGGUAAGUUUUACAUUUUUGUUUUGAAAAUUCGAGAAUUAUUUUCAGGAUGGUCAAACGAUUUGUGAUGAUUGGCUUGAAUUUAUAAAACUCGACGGAUCUUCUUGGAAAAAGCAGCGAGAAGAGAAAAAGUCACAAAAUGGGUCAAAAUAA
Molecule: messenger RNA, 1302 nt
Organism: Caenorhabditis angaria
Lineage: Eukaryota; Metazoa; Nematoda; Chromadorea; Rhabditida; Rhabditidae
Source: the annotation of a GenBank genome assembly